Messenger RNA from Lonchura striata (white-rumped munia), 558 nucleotides. The record is from RefSeq and is a predicted model, not a curated record. NCBI's taxonomy places the organism in Eukaryota, Metazoa, Chordata, Aves, Passeriformes, Estrildidae.
AUGGCGACGUUCCUCCAGCGCCGCCCGCCCCAAGAUGGCGGCGCCCGGCGGCGGCCGCUCCGCCGCGCGCGCCCUUGGCGCCUCUAUGAGCUGUUCCCGGUGCAGAUGGAGGGCGUGAAGCUGACGGUGAACAAAGGGCUCAGCAACCACUUCCAGGUGAAUCACACGGUGGCGCUGAGCACCCUGGGCGAGUCCAAUUAUCACUUCGGGGCCACCUACGUGGGCACCAAGCACCUGAGCCCCACCGAGGUGGGAAUUCCGGGAAUUCCGGGAAUUCCGGGAAAAAUCUGCUCCCGGAUCCGCUCCAAGCUCGCCUUCCAGACCCAGCAGGCCAAGUUCGUGAACUGGCAGGUGGACGGGGAAUAUCGGGGCGGCGACUUCACGGCGGCGCUGACCCUGGGCAACCCCGACAUCCUCAUGGGCUCAGGGAUCCUGGUGGCGCACUACCUGCAGAGCGUGACGCCGCAGCUGGCGCUGGGCGCCGAGCUCGUCUACCACCGGCGCCCCGGCGAGGAGGGCGCCGUGCUCUCGCUGGCCGGCCGCUACUCAGGUGAGCCC